Molecule: messenger RNA, 3873 nt
Organism: Closterium sp. NIES-65
Lineage: Eukaryota; Viridiplantae; Streptophyta; Zygnematophyceae; Desmidiales; Closteriaceae
Source: the annotation of a GenBank genome assembly
AUGAGUGGGCUCCGAGUUCCUGCAGCGGCAGGCACUGGGGGAGGAGCCGGUGUCGGCAGAGCAGGAGACCAGGGGGGAUCAGCGGCUGCGGCUAUGGAGACUAGUGCACCAGCUACUGUCGCUGAUAUUACUGAGCAGUUUCGGCGUACUCACACUUCUGGAGGAGGGGCAGCAGCCGCAGGAGCAGCAGGUGCAGGGGCUGGGGCUGCCACGGACCCUGCUCUACUUUCCAGGGUGGCGGAGAUUAGGGACGCCAUCCAGGCAGAGACGGUACCACCAGAGUUUACAGCGCUCAUAGAGACAGAGUCCGCUGUACUAGCAGCUGACUUGCGAGCCGUCGUUAAGACCGAGAGGGGUCUGGCGAAGACUCGCAAGCAGUUUUCUGAGGGACAGGUGGCGCACUGCAUCCCGAAGAACUUUGUACCUGAGCUCCACCUCCACACUACAGAGGCACAGGAGCAGCUUCGGACUAGGAUGCAGGAGCUUCAGCAGCACGCACAGGGACAGAUGCAGCUGAUUCUUAUCAGCGGCCAGGUGGAGGACUUGCAGCAGCUUCAGACUCGGGUCACUACCUGGCGUGACAGGCUUCUCGUGACGAUAGACGACCGACUUGCGAGAGCCUGUGACGUGGGGUUCCUUGCGCAGCAGUUUGCAGCAGAGCCGGCACGCUCUGCUAUCUGGCAGAGCAUCCAGACGCUGAGGGUUAGGUGCCACGCUGCUGUUACAGACGCACUCCUCCGUGUAGGGCUGCAGCACCGGCAGUACGCAGACACUGAGAGCAGGCGGGUGGAGCAGCAGCAGCGUCAGAGAGAGCGACGUCAGGAGCGGCGUGAGCAGGCAGAGGCGACGCCUGUAGACCAGACCAUGGGAGAGUUUGUCCCCAGGGAGGUCGAGAGGCAGGUGGGCGCCUGGCAGGACGAGGCCCGGGAGCAGCUUCGUCGCAUCCUCGAGCGACUUGACCGUUUGGAGGGGCGGCGCUCAGGGCAGUCAGGCCAGCAGCAGCGAGGCAGGACCAGGACUAGGGAGGUUACGGGUGACGGACGCCUGGAGUCCGUCUCUCCUGUCCGUAGCCGCACUCCGCAGGGCCGACAGGGCAGCCGCUCACAGCCUACUCAGGGAGCGGGUGCACAGACUGCAGGUACACAGGGUGCAGCAGGACAGCCUUCCCAGGGUCAGGGAGCAGCCACCACGACCCAGCAGCGCCCAGUGACACAGACCCAGGGGCAGCAGCAGCAGGGUCAGGGGCAGCAGCAGGGUCAGGGGCAGCAGCAGCAGGGUCAGCAGCAGCAGCGGCAGCAGCAGCAGCAGCAGCAGCAGCAGCAGCAGCAGACCCAGCAGCAGCAGACCGGGACCACACGUCAGUCUGAGCAGGCCCCUGCCUCCACUCAGGGAGGCAAGGGGAAGGGCGGCGGUGGCUCCACGAGUUUCCAGGACCGCAGAGGCGGUAGAGGAGGACGUUGGGACCGGGGAGGUCGUUGGGGGAGGGGUGGACUGGACGGCGGGUGGCAGGACCGUGACAGUUGGUCACAGCAGCCGUUCCAGUCUACCUACCAGGGCCUAGCACAGCAGCAGCAGCCGUUUAGCUCUUACGGCCUGCAGCAGCAGCAGCAGCCGUUCGGUCCUUACGGCCUGCAGCAGCAGCCUUCUUGGCAGUACGGACAGGGGGGGUCCUCUUUCGGCCCCUACCAGGGCUCCUUCUUCCAGGGUCCCUCGUACUUUCCCUUUUCUGGCGCACCUGCGCAGCAGCAGUUCUACCAGCAGCCUUUUUUGGGGCCUUCUUUCCAGCAGCAGCAGUUUGGAGCACCCCUCCGGCAGCAGCAGUUUGGAGCACCUCCUCCGACCCCCCCACAGCCCCCCCUGCCACAGCAGCCUCCACAGGGUCAGGGGGAGCAGCAGGGGCAGGCGAGGCAAGUAGAGGGAGUCGUGGGGGAGGAGGUCGGUCGUAGGAGGAGGAGUAGGCCGCGUAGGAGGCUGGAGGAGAGUGACACCGACCGUCUUUUGAGACUGUUUGCUAGGCGCUCUGUGCAGGAGGUGGCGGACAAGCUAACUAACGUGGCUGUCCACAACCUUUCGCGCAGGCAGUUGUCAGAGGAUGAGCUUGCAGGCCUCGCCCUUGGCCUCAAGUUCAUCCCGACACCACCCUCCUUAGACCAGGAGCAGCUGAGACAGGCGGUGGAGCAGUUUCAGAGGAGGGUCAGGCUGGCUUGGCAGUUCCGGGACAGUCGCAGACCAGUACCCAGGUUCAGAGUCCCACGUCCCAGCUGGCAGCCGAGUUCGGGACCAGAGGAGGUUGAGGAGUACCUGGCCGGGGUAGCUGACAGGGUAGAGGGUUUGUCGGAGCUGAUAGGGGGGCCAGCGCGGCCCAACGUGAGCAGGAGGGUGUUGGGCGCGCUGCAGAGGUUGAGUCGGGACCGGUCUAUAGUUAUUAAACCGGCCGACAAAAACCUUGGGAUUGCGGUGUUAGACAGGGAGUGGUACGAGGGGGAGGCGCUGAGGCAGCUGGGGGACAGGGCGGUUUACGAGCCGGUGGCUAUGGUGCCGUUGCAGAGACUUUGGGGGCAGUUGUGUCGGUGGGCAGAGCAGGCACGCCUGGCAGGGUUGCCGUCGCAGGUGUUAGACUUUAUCCUGCAGCCACGCACUCCGUGUUUGGAGCGGGCUACCAGAGCUUGGGAGCGGUUUCGGGUGUGCAGAUUCUACUUGCUACCGAAGCUGCACAAGACUCCAGUAGCCGGCAGGCCUAUCUGCUCGUCCACGCUCUGGGUUUUUGAGCAUGCAUCGGCAGUCUUAGACCACUACCUCCGCCCUUUACUACGGUUUUCACCCUCGCACCUUCCAGACUCACUUGCACUUUUGCACCAGCUAGAGGACCUUCGUGUGCCAGCAGAGGCUCUCUUCCUGACCUACGACGUUGAGAGCCUCUACCCAUCGAUCCCUAUCGACGCAGGUAUCAGCUGCAUCGAGAGGUGGUUGCUUCGGUGGGCAGCACAGGGGAGGAUUGCAAGGGGGGUAGCAGACACACUGGUGCAGCUGUUGGGGUUGGUCAUGAGGCAGAACCACCUCGAGUUUGGUGGUCGUUUUUGGCGGCAGGUUCGGGGGACUGCUAUGGGCACGCCUGUAGCAGUGAUCUACGCGGUUCUGUUCAUGGCUUGGUUAGCCGAGAGGUUGCUAGAGACAGAGCCCGAGUUGUCGCAGCACGUCCUUCUCCACCGCAGGUUCAUAGACGACGGGGUGGUGGUUUGGACGGGGACACGGGAGCGGCUGCUGGAGUGGGUGGGGGCGUUUGGUGGGUUGGAGCAGACUAUUCGACUGACCCACGAGAUCUCCACCUCACAGUUCACCUUGCUGGAUAUCACGUUCAGCAAGGGAGAGCUCUGGCAGACGACGGCUAUCUUGGACACCACGACCUUCCAGAAGCCGCUCAACGUGUACCAGUACUUUCCUUUCUCCUCCGCGCACCCCUCUCACUGCAAGAGGGGCUUCAUCUUGGGUGAGCUGCAGCGGUACAUUCUGAGGGAGUCCAGUUCUCGAGGGUUUAGGAGUAUCAGGUCGGCCUUCUACGCUCGGCUGCGGGCGCGGGGGUACCCAGACACUUUCUUGCAGCCGAUCUUCAGCAGCAUCUCCUACGCACGACGCCCGGAGCUUCUUGCCAGGUCACGGGCUCGGGGGGAGGGGGAGCAGGAGGCGCAGCAGCGGGUUCUCCCUCUUGUUCUCGACUUCCACCCGAGUGUGCAGCAGGUCCGCUGGGGUAGGUUGCUGGCCUUCCCUCCAGAGGCACCAGCGUUUGAGCAGCUUUCUCACUACAGGGCACCUUUCGUGUCCUACAGGGCACCUCCGUCGCUCCGACAGCUACUCGUGCGAGCGUCGUUCAGGUGA